Jaculus jaculus (lesser Egyptian jerboa) is the source of this 3028-nucleotide messenger RNA. It is a transcript of the gene Gpat3, whose product is annotated as glycerol-3-phosphate acyltransferase 3. Gene Ontology annotation, cellular component: endoplasmic reticulum. The coding region runs from base 393 to 1709 and encodes 438 amino acids. Lineage: Eukaryota; Metazoa; Chordata; Mammalia; Rodentia; Dipodidae. Gene Ontology annotation, biological process: triglyceride biosynthetic process. The record is from RefSeq and is a predicted model, not a curated record. The transcript is spliced from 13 exons. Gene Ontology annotation, molecular function: glycerol-3-phosphate O-acyltransferase activity.
GAAUCCUCCUGCUUCAGCCUCCCAAGUGAUGGGAUUGCCGGAGUGGGCCACCGCUACUCCAGACCUCUGGGUUUAGUCGGGUGUCAGGCAGGUGGCGGCUCAGUGGCCUCGGUGACUUGCAGAGAGAACCUUCCUCGUUCCUGCCGGGGGAAGAUCCAGGCCCGAAGCUCGGUAGGGGAGGGACCGGCGGCCUGGCUGCUGCCCCUCGCGCGGUUCUGAUCCCCAGGUUCCUGGAAGCCCUUCCCAGGAGGCGUUUUCCUUCGCCAAGAGCCGAGGGCCAUCGGGUGGCGCGGGAGCCCGGCUCCGGGCUGGCCAGAGCUGUGCGGGGACCGGGGACAGCUGUCGCUCUCGGACUCUACACCGCGGACCUCUGCCCGAGGGCGCGUCGAGCCAUGGAGGGCGCAGACCUGGCGGUGAAGGUCCUGUCCACCUGGCUGACGCUGGUGCUCGGCCUCAUCCUGCUGCCUUCGGCCUUCGGGGUGUCCCUGGGCAUCUCCGAGAUCUACCUGAAGAUCCUGGUGAAAACCUUGGAGUGGGCCACCUUACGAAUAGAAAAAGAAGCUCCAAAGGAGUUGGUUCUUAAAAACUCAGCCUCUGUGGGUAUCAUCCAAAGAGAUGAGUCCCCCAUGGAAAAGGGGCUCUCUGGUCUUCGAGGGAAGGACUUUGAGCUGUCUGACGUGUUCUAUUUCUCCAAGAAGGGACUGGAAGCCAUCGUGGAAGACGAAGUGACCCAGAGGUUCUCCUCAGAGGAGCUGGUGUCAUGGAAUCUCCUCACGAGAACCAAUGUCAACUUCCAGUACAUCAGUCUGCGGCUCACUAUGGUGUGGGUGCUGGGUGUCCUAAUACGUUAUUGUGUUCUGCUUCCUCUGAGGGUUACCCUGGCUUUCAUUGGGAUCAGCUUGCUGAUUAUCGGAACUACGCUAGUUGGACAGCUGCCAGACAGCGGCAUCAAAAACUGGCUGAGUGAAAUGGUACAUCUGACCUGCUGCCGGAUCUGUGUGCGGUCGCUCUCUGGUGCCAUUCGUUACCAUAACAAGCAGUACCGACCCCAGAAAGGUGGCAUUUGUGUUGCUAACCAUACUUCUCCCAUAGAUGUUUUGAUCUUGACAACGGAUGGAUGUUAUGCCAUGGUUGGCCAGGCUCACAGUGGGUUGAUGGGAAUUAUGCAGAGAGCUAUGGUCAAGGCUUGUCCACAUGUCUGGUUUGAACGUUCAGAAAUGAAGGAUCGACAUCUGGUCACUAAGAGAUUAAGAGAACACAUUGCUGAUAAGAAGAAGUUACCCAUAUUAAUCUUUCCUGAAGGAACCUGCAUUAACAAUACUUCAGUCAUGAUGUUUAAAAAGGGAAGCUUUGAAAUCGGGGGAACCAUAUAUCCAGUGGCAAUAAAGUACAACCCUCAGUUUGGUGAUGCAUUUUGGAACAGUAGUAAAUACGGCGCUGUGAGCUACUUGCUUCGGAUUAUGACCAGCUGGGCCAUCGUCUGUGAUGUGUGGUACAUGCCCCCCAUGACCAGAGAGGAAGGAGAAGAUGCGGUUCAGUUUGCUAACAGGGUUAAAUCCGCUAUUGCUGUCCAAGGAGGCUUGACUGCACUUCCCUGGGAUGGAGGGCUGAAGAGAGCAAAGGUGAAGGACACCUUUAAGGAAGAGCAGCAGAAGAAUUACAGCAAGAUGAUUGUGGGAAAUGGCUCUCCCCAGGUAGAAGGGGACUGAAGCACUCAUUGCUAAGCUUGACUUUUCAGAACUGGCCUCCAGAAGUGAACUGAUUGUUAUUUUUUAUUGUUAGUCUUUUCUAUAGGAUGAAUGUGUCUCCUUGUAUGCCAGAGGCAGAAGCUACCAGUGGCCUUUCUGACCCCUAUGGCUACAGCAUUAACUCCAUGAACUGUGAGGUAGAAUUUCUGAGUUGAAAGAAAUUCUGCCUUAUUUAAAAUGAUGGUGUCAUUGGUGAUUGACUGAAAUAUUUGUAUGGAAAAGGUGCUUCUGGAAUGUGUUUGGAACUUGUUAAUAGGGUAAUCCUCAAACAGUUCUAGAAUUGACUUUUCCUCUUUCCUUUAAUGCCUUUCAGUUUUAUUUUUCUCAUUUAGAUAGUUUGAUGCAGUCAGGCUUGCCUUGAACUCCUGAUCAUCCUGCCUCCAACUCCCAAGUGUUGGCAUCACAGGCACGCAUCACCAUGCCCAGGGUUUCCCUUCAGUAGCUUGAAUGGUGAGAUUACCUGUCAGUUAAAUUCUACUAGAAGGUUGAGAAGAAAAAUGGAGGAUUGUAUUUAGGGGAAAGGAUGAGUUUGUGAUCACCUGAUCUGAAAGGGAAGGAAAUGGAAAUUUUCUUAACCAGUGUGUAAGAAGAGAAGUACUAAUUGAUAAGCUUCUUGAGAGGAAAGAGACUAGAAGCAGCCAGGUCUGGUGGCGCACGCCUGUAAUACAGCACUCAGGAGGCAGAGGUAGGAGGAUCAUUGUGAGGUUGAGGCCAGCCUGGAGUACAUGGUGAAUUCCAGGUCAGCCUGGGCUAGAGCGAAACUCUACCUCAAAAAGAGAGAGAGAAUAGAAGCAAAUUUGUGUGUGUGUUUACGUAUAGGCAACACAUUUCAGUCUGCAAUGGCAGUGAAAAGAGUAGUUAGUUUUCCUUGUUUGUACAUUAAAAAGCCUCUUUCAUCUAAUGAUUUGUUUUUGAAACCAAAUAUGUUUUCAAGUAGGAGGAGUCUUUAAAAUAAAGUCACUUUGAAUAUCUUCAGUAUGAAUGAGUGAAGUGUGCGGAGCUGCCCUCACUGCUCACGCUCAUCUUCACUCCACGCCUUUACUUUGGCGGUUUAUUCCCAAAUGUUCCCAGUCUCCUAAGCAGAGAAGUAAAUGGUAUAAUUACCUUUUGGAAACUGAGCCUUAAAUCUUUUUAAAGGGGAGAAAUAAGCUUUCUCCUGUUCAAAUGGCAUAAGCAAUAUUUGAUAGCAAUAUGUAAACUCUGGAGAGUGUUAUCUCUGGUGACCAUGUGCAGAAUGUGAACUAUCUUAUUACGGCAUAAAUAAAUUUUAUAUUUUUAAA